CAUAAAGUGGAACACAACACACUACCAUUAGGUGAGAGAAAUUAAGACACUGAUAUUAUAAAAUCAGAACCUCCCUAGGGAUGAGAAACUACUUACACCUUCCUAGAAAGAAAUUAAAGGAGCUCUAAAAACCUCAUUUCUUUUUCUUUUCAUUUAUAAAACUUUUAAUGCUGAACCAGAUGUCAGGACAGAGUCAUUUAUUGAGUCAUGUAAGUAUAGGUUGAAUUUAAGUGCUUUUUUUCUUUCUUACUUACUUAACCUCUUCUCUGCUUCUCUGUAUCCUAGCAGCCUCAAAUUUUGACCACUUAUCACACUUUUCAUCAUCACUAAUUUUUAACUAUAAAGCAAGAAACUCAGUUUGAGGUUUUCUCUUGUAUUGUAUUGUAUUGUAUUGUAUUGUGAGUUGAGAGAUGAGUUAUUUGGGUGUAGGUAUUAGUCCUGGAAAUGUUCCUGUGUAUCACAGCACAGACAUGAAAGUGUUUGAUAGAAAGGUUAGGAUCACUGAGUUGGUUUUGAGGGGUGUGAUUCUUGGUUUAGGACUUCUUGCUGUUGUUCUUAUUGUGACUGAUUCACAAGUUAGAGUUUUCUUCACCCUUGAGAAGAAAGCCAAAUUCACUGACAUGAAGGCUUUAGUGUUUCUGGUUGUUGCAAAUGGUUUAGCUGCUGGUUACUCCUUAAUUCAAGGGCUAAGGUGUGGAGUGAGUAUGAUUAAAGGAAGUGUACUCUUCAACAAACCUUUAGCUUGGGCCAUUUUUUCGGGUGAUCAGGUAAUGGCAUAUAUAACGGUGUCUGCGGUAGCGGCGGCGGCACAAUCUGCUGUAUUUGCAAAGAUGGGUCAACCAGAGUUACAGUGGAUGAAGAUAUGCAACAUGUAUGGAAAAUUCUGCAACCAAGUUGGAGAAGGGUUAGCCAGUGCUUUUUUGGCUAGCCUAAGUAUGGUUAUACUAUCAUGCAUUUCAGCUUUCAGUCUGUUCCGUUUGUAUGGUGGUAGCAAAACUAAAAAUGCACAUUGGUAAUGGUAGGUUAGAAUAUAAGUUAAAAAAUAUAAUAUAGUUUGAAAGUGAAUAAAUAAAACCUACCACUCAACAACCUACUACUAUUUUCUUGGUUUGCAAUUUACAAGGGGUUUUGGUGUGUAUAUGUAUGUAGUAAUAUAGUAGUGAAUGGUGAUUGUGACAUGAAUAUGACUUAUGAGAAUGGAGUUAUUGUAA
Vicia villosa (hairy vetch) is the source of this 1211-nucleotide messenger RNA. Its product is annotated as CASP-like protein 2B1. The record is from RefSeq and is a predicted model, not a curated record. The transcript has 3 exons. Bases 411 to 1016 code for a protein of 201 amino acids. NCBI's taxonomy places the organism in Eukaryota, Viridiplantae, Streptophyta, Magnoliopsida, Fabales, Fabaceae.